Molecule: messenger RNA, 888 nt
Organism: Triticum turgidum subsp. durum (durum wheat)
Lineage: Eukaryota; Viridiplantae; Streptophyta; Magnoliopsida; Poales; Poaceae
Source: the annotation of a GenBank genome assembly
AUGGCUCCUCCGGCGUGGCUCCGGGAUCGAUGCUUUCGGUGUCUCUCCAAAGGUCAUCACGCUCACUCUUGCAGGGACCCAAUUCGGUGCUCAGGAUGCCUUCGUUUCGGCCACAAAGUGCGUUUUUGUCAUGCUCAGCACCGAUCCGAUCUGACUACAAAGCCGCGUGAUGAUGCUGCAAAGCCUAACCCAGCGCCUGCAUCGGAGGUUGACGCAACACCGGUUGACGUGCAAUUGCAACCCGUCCUAGCGGAGGAGACCGAGCUGCUUCGCACUGAGCUGCGCGACUGCCUUGCGCGAGUUGAGAGUGUUUUGGGGAGAGCAGAGGCUGCUCUCGCCAAACUAGAGGUUGUGCCAGCUGUGUCCUCACUUCCUGAGCUUCAGAUCGGGUCUCCUGUUGGGGAGGAAGCAAGCCUCUAUGGACAUUUCUCCCCUCGUGCUACAUCAUGUUCGCCGAUGUCUGUACUGCUCACUGGCCCUGGGUGUGUAGUCAUCGAUAAGGUCAUGGCUCCAGUGCUGGAGAUUAUGCCUGAGUUGCAGGAGCGUUGUGGGGAGCCUACUUCACCUCUUUCAAUGGUGCUUCCGAAGGAGAUGGGGCAGGUGAUGUCUGUGGGUGGCGAGGUUGAUGAGGUAGGUGCGUUGGCACCUAUCUCUGGGGCACAACUACAGGGUUUGCCUCUGCCAUGUGUGCAACUGAAGGCGCCUGAGUCCAUUGUGUCGGUGGUGCCCGUGGCUGAGCAUGUUAAUGCAGUGGUGUCUGUGAGGGAUAAGGUUGAUGAGAUUCUAUUUGAGAUACAAGUCAGCAGCUUGCUCGCACGUUUGGAGGCGGUCAGCCCUGGAUCUGGCAAGAUGAUUGUGGAGAAGGCUCUCAGGAGCAAAACUGAGUGA